This is a messenger RNA of Acanthocheilonema viteae, 549 nucleotides long. The record is from the annotation of a GenBank genome assembly. NCBI's taxonomy places the organism in Eukaryota, Metazoa, Nematoda, Chromadorea, Rhabditida, Onchocercidae.
AUGCAUAUUAUUCAUGGAUGUUUUAAAAGUGAUAAUAUACUUGUUGCUAAAAGGAUUAUAUACAAACCACAACUUGACACAUUACGUAGUGGUGCAACAUUACUUGUAAAAGUAGCAAAUUGGGAUUUUGCAAUUCGAAAUACUGACGGAACAAAGUAUGGUGGACAGUAUAUCAACGAGAAAAAAGUUGUCACCGAUGGCUAUUAUACAUGUGAACCUUGGAAUUAUGAAAUUGAUAGAAUGGGUUUUGCGAAUAUUGUAAGUGAGCUAAUUUGCAACCAAACAUUGCGCUAUUUAAGAUGCAAAAAUGGAAGCUAUAUUCCUCUUUUAAAUUUGAAAAGGAAUUGGUCCAUGUAUGAACUUUGGUCCGAUUUAUUUUAUAAAUGUUUGAAAAUGGAAUUAUAUAGUUGGGAUGAAUUGAUUGACGUAUUGGCGGAAGCAAUAGAUACUUCUAUUGAUGAAAAUGGAGAUCAAUGGAUAAGAUCAACCGCUGAAUACAAUGUUCUUUUUCGAGAAUUGUUCAGAAAAAAUUCGCAAUUCUAUCCUUGA